AUGAAACAUGAAGCAUCUUUGCCCAACCCUGAUCCCGCGGAAGAUUCGCCUACUGCAGCCUUCCUAAAUCAAUCCACUCCUUUCAUGGUUCCAACUUAUGUUCGACCUCCUCCCAUGAUGGUCAGAGGAGAAGGAUGCUUUAUAUAUGACAAUGAGAAUAGGCAAUAUCUUGAUUUCACGGCGGGAAUAGCUGUAAAUUCCCUUGGUCAUGCUGAUCCCGAGAUCUCGAGGGUCAUUGCCCAUCAAGCACAACAACUGAUCCAUGCUUCAAACCUCUACCACAAUCCAUGGACGCCAACCCUAUCGAAACUGCUGGUACAGGAGACACAGAAACAAUCUCCAGGCUCAGAACUCAGACAGGUAUUUGUCUCAAAUUCUGGCUCGGAAGCAAACGAAGCCGCCAUCAAGUUCGCGAGAAAGGUCGCCUACGCCAAAGGCCCUGAGACCGCCCAGAGAGGUAUCGUCUCGUUUCAUGGGUCAUUCCACGGUCGAACAUACGGCUCUCUAUCAGCCACUCCAAAUAAAAAGUACCAGGCCCCUUUUGGUCCCAUGCUCGCUGGCUUCCGCUAUGGAACAUACAAUGACGUUGGGAAGGUCAAAGACUUGAUCACUGGGGACACUGCUGGAGUCAUCGUUGAGCCCAUCCAAGGUGAAGGAGGUGUCAACGUUGCAACUUCUGAAUUUCUGCAAGCACUACGUAAGCGAUGUGAUGAAGUCGGAGCGGUUCUGAUUUUUGACGAAAUCCAAUGUGGCCUGUCCCGCACCGGUGAUCUCUGGGCUCACACCGCCUCUGGUGUCCAUCCGGAUAUUUUGACAACCGCAAAAGCACUCGGGAAUGGGAUUCCUAUUGGAGCCACUCUCGUUUCUGGAAGAACAGUCGCACCGUUCAUCAAGACUGGAGACCAUGGAACAACGUUCGGCGGAAACCCCCUCGCAUGUCGAGUUGCCCAUCAUGUCUUCGAACGACUAGCCAAAUCCAAGCUGCAAGAUGAAGUCAAGAUCAAGUCCAAAUUGUUCUUAACUGCGUCUGAGACCCUAAAUCAGAAAUUUCCUGGUGUCAUCACAGAAGUCAGAGGCCGAGGUCUUAUUAUUGGCUACCAACUAAGCGAUGAGGCUAAACCAAAGGUUACGGAGAUCGUUACCGCCGCCAGAGAACGAGGUUUGUUGGUUAUCACCGCCGGAGAUGGUGUCAUCAGGAUUGUGCCUCCGCUAGUCAUUUCACAGGAUGAGAUCAACCGUGGUCUGGCCAUCUUGGAGCAAGCUAUGGAAGUCGUAUUCAACAAACCAGUUGAGAUCCCUCCAACCAAAGGUCAGCAGGAGUUUGGAAGCCGGUAA
Exophiala aquamarina CBS 119918 is the source of this 1335-nucleotide messenger RNA. RefSeq names its product acetylornithine aminotransferase. Gene Ontology annotation, cellular component: mitochondrial matrix. The coding region runs from base 1 to 1335 and encodes 444 amino acids. The record is from RefSeq and is a predicted model, not a curated record. The transcript has a single exon. NCBI's taxonomy places the organism in Eukaryota, Fungi, Ascomycota, Eurotiomycetes, Chaetothyriales, Herpotrichiellaceae. Gene Ontology annotation, molecular function: identical protein binding; pyridoxal phosphate binding; transaminase activity. Gene Ontology annotation, biological process: arginine metabolic process.